CUUACUGUUGUCUGGUACUGUUACCAGUAGACAGUACGUAGUACGUACCGUACCGUACCUACUACUUAUAAGACAUUACGUUGCAGCGCCUGCGGAUUUUUGCAACGCUGCCUGCAGGCUGCAGCGUUAAGUGUAAACUGUGCAAAUCAUAACAUAGAUCAAUUUAUGUUGGCUUCGUCGUUUUGCAAAUGUUCAAGUCGGGUUAAAGGGAUGCGGUAGCUGGAUUAAUUUUUUAAUUUUGUUAGCUGUCAAAGUAUUCAAAAGUCCAAACAUUUUGCUACAUUCUUUUCAACAUGGAGAACACGGACGGUUCACCUUGGAAUAAUUCCAGUGGAAAUGAGGAGGACCGUAAGCCUGGACCUAAAGAGGGAAAAAAAUCGAACAUUUUGCCACUAUGGGGUAACGAACGUACCAUGAACCUUAAUCCUUUGAUAUUAACCAACAUCCAAUCGUCGCAUUAUUUCAAAGUCAAUUUAUAUGACCUCAAAACUUAUCAUGAAGUUAUCGACGAAAUUUAUUACAAGGUUGCACAUCUUGAACCAUGGGAAAAAGGAAGCCGUAAAACGGCUGGUCAAACUGGAAUGUGCGGAGGACGUUUAUUACAGGUCAGGGGAGUUGGGGCUGGUGGUAUUGUGUCUACCGCAUACUGUCUCCUUUAUAAGCUUUUUACAUUACGACUUACAAGAAAACAGCUCAAUGGUUUAAUCAAUCACCCUGAUUCACCAUACAUUCGGGCUUUGGGCUUUAUGUAUAUUAGAUAUACUCAGCCUCCAGCUGAUUUAUUCUCAUGGUAUGAUGAUUAUUUGGAAGAUGAAGAAGAGUUGGAUGUCAAAGCUGGUGGGGGUCAAACCAUGAAAAUGGGAGAAGUGUUGAAACAAUUUUUGACAAAGUUAGAAUGGUUUUCAACAUUAUUUCCCAGAAUUCCAGUGCCUAUUCAAAAAGAAUUGGAACAACGUUUAGCAGAAAAAUUUCCUUACAAUUCAAGUAGUUCUAGAAAUUCAAAACCAUCCAUAACUCUAAAUAAUCAAAGUAAAUAUGGAGGAUAUAAUCGUAAAGAAGAGCCAAGACAUGUGCCUGACGAUGAAGUUCAAUGGGGGGAAGCUGGACGUGCAAGUCAUUGGCGAGCCAGAUCAGAUGAGAGUCGAAGGGACAGGUCACCACGUAGAAAGAAAGAAAAAAGUCGUGAAAGCGAUCGAGAUAGAGGUAAAGACAGAGAACGCGACCGCGAUAGAGAUCGUCAUCGUGGACGUUCAUUAAGCAGAGAAAGAAGCAGACGUUCCAGAGAUAUGAGAAGUCGAAGUAGAGACAAAUCAUACAGAGAUCGUAGCAGAGAACGAAGUAAAGAACGACAUCGUGACAAAGACAGACACCGUAUAAGACGGAGUUCACCAGUAGAUUAUGCUGCAGAAUUAGCACGUGAAAAAGAACGUCAAAGGAGAGCGUAACUUAAAUAUCAAAUGAUGGCGUAAUAUUUUUGAAUAGAUCAAGUUUCAAAUUUAUCUUUUCAUAAUCUACUUGCACACUUUGGUUGAACUUAUUUUCUUAGAUGUACAUUAAAAAAAAAAGAAAUAAUGUAUUCACACAAUUAAUGAAUAUGCAAAAGAAUUGAAUAUAGAUAAUUUUAAUUGUUUAAUAAUUGAUUGACAAAUAAAUCUUAAAAAUGUGUUAGAUAAUGAAUUUGAGUAUUUCACAAAUAAUCUAUAAAUAUUAAGUAUGAGUGUAUAAAAUGUAUGUAAAUUAAAUUUGUCCCAUUGUUAGCCGAAUGUAAUGCAGACAAGAAAGUUCUUGCAAUAGAAUUAAAUAAAGUUUUGAUUUCUAAGUUUAAAA
This is a messenger RNA of Trichogramma pretiosum, 1827 nucleotides long. RefSeq names its product pre-mRNA-splicing factor 38B. The record is from RefSeq and is a predicted model, not a curated record. The transcript is spliced from 6 exons. Lineage: Eukaryota; Metazoa; Arthropoda; Insecta; Hymenoptera; Trichogrammatidae. Bases 294 to 1445 code for a protein of 383 amino acids. Gene Ontology annotation, cellular component: precatalytic spliceosome.